AUGGGUCUUAAGUUGACUAUAUCCAAAGCCAAGGCUGAUUUUAAGACCCAAUGGGAAGAAGAUAAUAAAAGAGAAGUGAAAUCUCGUGAUACCGAUAGAGUUCAAUGGGAAAGACAAAGAAGAAUCAUUGAUGCCAGUACUAAGACCCAUUUAAAUUCCAUAACUAAAGAGUCUAUUCAAAUGUCUUUACCUAAUGGGUACAAUAAAAGUGCACAUACCUUCAACAACGUAUCAGGUAACGUGAAGAAUUCAGCACCAACUCAAACUUUGAUAGGUUCUAAAUCUUAUGGAUCUUUAACUCAACCCAAGAAAUAUUAUGAUCAAUCCAAUUCAAUGAUUUCAGGAGGUGGUGAUGUAAUAAGAGGAAGAAUAAGGAAAACUCCAAGAACAAAAACCGCUUUGAAAGCUCAAACUUUAAGAAUUUUAGUUAAUGGAACUUUGAAACAAUUCAAAUCUUAUAAGACAAAAUUAUGGGGGAUGGAAAAGAAUAAGACCUUGAAUGAUCUCACGUGGAAAUAUGUUAAUGGACAGUGGAAGAGUGGUGAUGAUCAUGUGAUUGAAAGAUUUAUUUGUAGUAUUAAUGGAGUGCAGGCUAAAAAUUAUGGUAAGGAUGUUGAAACUCAUGUAGUCAAUGAGCCAGAGGAAGGGGUUAAUGACAAGGAUAAGUCGUUGGCUGUUUUAUCAUCCAUGCUUGGGUCUUAUGACUUUGAUAAACCAGCAGAAAUUGAUGGUGAAGAUGAAGACGAAGUAGUGGUUGACCAAAAAGGGAGAAAGAAAACAGUUAGGUUUGAUUAUGAAGUCGAAGGGGAGAUCAAGGAUAGUGACAUGGAUUUGGUUUAUGACAAAAAAGCUAUCGAGAGAUACAAAAACGAAGUACAAAGACCUCAAGGAGAGGUUCAUUAUGAUGAAGAUGAUGAAGGAAAUGAAUUGGAUUUCGAUAGUUUGGGACAGCAAUAUAGUACUGAGAGUAUUAUGAAGGAGUAUGAUGAAUCGCAUAGAGAACAGGAAGGUGAAGAAGGAAGAAAGAUCGAGCAAAUUGAAGAAGGAAGUGAGACGUACGAACAAGAGGGUGAAGAAGAAGUAAGUGAAGAAAGUGAACAAGAAGAAAGUGAUGAAAGUGAAGAAGAUGAUGAUGAAGAAAGCAAAGAACAAACUGAAGAACAAGACGAAGAACAAGAACAAGCCGAAGAACAAGAACAAGCCGAACAAAACGAAGAAAGCGACUCCGAACCUGAAUUCAUGCCUACUUUCGGCCAACCUAACAACACCGAAGCUUUAAGAAGUUUAUUCAACCCUCAAGAAAAAACCUUCAAUAUCGGAAUUGAAGACGAAGAUAUAGACGAAACCAAAGGAGUUGACGAAGAAGACCAGAAACUUGUUUUGAAACAAUUAAAGAAGGAUGUGCCCAUUAUAGAAAAACCAAUUGCCAAAUCAGGACUCUUUUGGUUCCACGACGACUCCCCGUUUUUACAAACUCAAUCACAAUUAAGUAGACUUGGUUAUGAUGGGGAGAAAGUUAAGUUACCAGGAGAAAAUGAAGGAGAAGAAGUUGAAGAUGGUGAUGACAACGAAACUCCUUAUGAGCAAUGGUUCUGGAAAAUGAGAGGUGAAGUUACCAGAGAAUGUAAAAGACGUAGAAGAGAUGUUCUUAGAAUAUUAAAGAAGAAAUCAUCUAAAUCCAUGACUAUAUAG
Molecule: messenger RNA, 1692 nt
Organism: Yamadazyma jaroonii
Lineage: Eukaryota; Fungi; Ascomycota; Pichiomycetes; Serinales; Debaryomycetaceae
Source: the annotation of a GenBank genome assembly